Molecule: messenger RNA, 5155 nt
Organism: Prosopis cineraria
Lineage: Eukaryota; Viridiplantae; Streptophyta; Magnoliopsida; Fabales; Fabaceae
Product: disease resistance protein At4g27190-like
Exons: 9
Coding region: 443-4711 (1422 amino acids)
Molecular function (GO): ADP binding; protein binding
Source: RefSeq, a predicted model, not a curated record
GCAUAUCCGUCUAAUCACUAUUGUCUUGUCUUUUGCUUCAUCCUCUGUUGACUCUACCUUCCUUGCAAGACAUGAUGUUUCUAUGGGAAUGAAGGUGUGAGAAAAAGCGAUAUCAAGCAAAUAGUUUCCUUCCUUGGGUUGGGCUAACUUCUACGUAUCUGACUGGUAACUUUAUAGUUUUAUACAAUAAUUAUCAUAAGAGGAAGGGCUAAAGCAGCAUAACGUAAAUCUCAAGUUGAAGUGAAACAAAAUUCCCUUAACAGAUGUCGUUCAUUUUUGGAGUCGGUUUAAACUACGCAGAAUCCUAUCCGAUACUUAUAGCCCUUGGAGAUGACUAUUUUUGAGCAAGAUGCUGAGAACUGAUAUGAAACAUAAGAACACUUUCUUACUAUUUUAAAUUCCUCUAUUGCGUUUCUUCGAGAGGAUAGAGGUAAGCAAACAAAUGAGUUCUGAAGUCAAAGACAAAGAUGAAUAUGGGUUGGAAAUCACAAAGGCAAAGCAUCAGCAAUGGUAUGGACUUCAGGAGAUUCUAAAGCAUGAAUUCUUGAAGCUGUUGAGGAUAAGGGAUUUUUUGAGCCUGAUUUUAAUGUAUCCGAUGAUAAUGCCAGACCAACACUUGUCAAAAAAAUGGAGAGAUGAUGCCCAAGCCCUUACUGCCAAAUAUUUUGAAGACACAGAUUGCCUUGGUUUAAACAUAUCUGGAGCUUACCGAUGGAUGCAUCUGCUUUCUGAAAAGCCAUUAAAAAAUAUGGAAGCACUGAUGCCAAAUGACUUGCUAAGUAGGAUAGAAGAAGGUCAGAGAUGCAUCUUCAAUGAAAAUGCCUCGACUCUAUCAGGAGAGGCAUUGCUUUUUGCCAGCACAAGUAAAGGGGAAAAAGUGCUUGAAUUGGGUUAUGUCCAUAAUGUGAUACCAGAAGCUAUUCUCAAUUUAGCUGCUGAUCUUGCUGUUGAUCAACUGAUUCAAACUUUACUUACUCACAACACUCAUCAUGUCAUGUUCUCAACAAGAAAUGAAUUUGAAAAAAUAGAUGUGGCAAGAAAAAUAAAAUCAGCUUUAGAUGCUGAGUACUAUGGAACUAGAAUUAGUAACAAAUAUUCCAGAGUUUUAUGGGUUUACACAUCAACGUAUUCAAGCAACAAAGAAGCUUGGGUUCGGGAAGAGAUUGCACGACAGCUUGACCUUUUGACAGGCAAAGGGGAUCAGAUAGGAAGUGAAAUUUUACUCACACGACUCAUUGAAGUUGAGAUGAUGAGAAUGAAUCAUUUAGUGUUUUUGGUGGAUGGGAAUGGCAAAGGAAAAGUUGACCCCUGGAAAGUGGGUUUUCCUAAGAAAAUGUUCACAGGCGUUGUGGUGUUAUUAACCGUUGAAUCAUCAGUGCUGCAACAUGAUGAAUUAUUAAUGGCAAUGGAUUUGGAAAUCAGGACAGAGGAUCAUUUGAUGCCAUGGGAACUCUUCUGCAGAAACGUAGGUUGGAAACUUGUAUCAUCAUCUAAUGACAUCCAAAGAAUUGCAGUACAAAUAGUUGAGGAGUGUCGAGGCCAUCUUCUUGCCAUUGUUCUUCUGGCAAGAUCAUUGAAGAACAUCGAAGAUGUUGAAAUCUGGAAACUUGCCCUACAGAAAUUGUGCUACCUUCAUCCUUUACAUGCUGCCAGAAUUGAUUAUGGUAUGAGUAAAAUCAUGGUGAAUGCUUUUGUAAACAUCAUUUGGAAUAAUUUGAACAAAACAGAAAAGCUUUGCCUUGCAUGUUCUUUAUAUGUACUCAGCCUUGAAGAAACUAUGGCGGACCAUCUCAUAAUAUCCAGCUGGGUAUAUAAUAAAUUAGUGUGCUCACAAGAAGAAGCAGAGCAUAUCCUCAGAGAUUUUGUGCAUCGUUGUAUCUUUCUUAAAGUUGAACAUAAGUAUAUUCAAUGGCCAAGAGAAAUCUACAAUGUCUUGAAGUCCUUGCUCAUGCUGUACCCAUUAGACACAAUAAAGAAAGGUGGGUUAGGAUUGACUGAGCUACAAAUCACUGGAGCAUGGCUUUUGGCCAGACGUCUGGAGUUAAUGGACAAUAAAUUGUCAGACCUACCACAGACCGUUGAUUGCCCGCAAUUGACUCAACUAUUAUUACAAGGCAAUGCCAAUUUGAUGGAAAUUCCACGCUUAUUUUUCCGUUUCAUGCCUCAUCUCCAUGUCCUGGACUUGUCCUACACAAGCAUCAGGAGUUUACCAAGUUCUCUUUUUAGCUUAGGGGAGCUUGGAGAAUUGCAUCUCAAGGGAUGCAAGCGCUUUAUGGAAUUAUCACCAGAAAUUGGACAACUUAAGAAUCUUGAGAUUCUUGAUCUUGAUAGUACUCCAAUUACAUAUAUUCCAGAACAGAUUCGAGAGUUGACGAGGUUGAAAAAGUUGAUCUUAUCUUUUUAUGCUUGCCAUGACAUGACAAAAAGCCUACAUUAUCCGGUUCCUCCUGGGGUAAUAUCUAAACUGACUCAAUUGCUUUAUUUAAGCAUUGAUGUCAAUCCUGGCAACAAGCAGUGGCGUGAAAGCAUUGGAGUUAUAAUACGCGACAUUUCUAAAUUAAAGAAACUGAAUACUUUGAGUUUAUAUAUCCCACAGGUUAAGCUUUUGAAGUAUGUCCCAAAGUACUUUAAUUUUAGAUUUGUUGUUGGUAAUCUUAUCCAGAAGAGAAUCAUAUCACGUGUACCGCCUGCAGUUGAGUCAAAAUUCAAGCAAAUCAGUUGCAGCUUAAGAUUUGUAAAUGGUGUGGACAUACCAAAUGAAAUUUUUGAGGUUAUUCAACGAAGUGAGGCUCUAUUUUUGGAGCGACAUAGUACCAUCAAGAAUCUUUCUCAAUUUGACAUGGGGUGUUUAGCUCAUUUGCAAUCAUUCAUUGUGGGAGAAUGUAAUGAAAUGGAAACAAUAAUUGAUGAGGGAGGUUCAAUUUCUCCAGAUUUGUGUUGGAGAUUCUUGUGUUUAUUCUACAUGAACAAUCUAAGAAGCAUUUGCCAAGCGGAAGCCUCUUUUCGCUCAUUAAAUACCGUGGUUUUGCACAAUUGCCCUAAGCUAACAAGUAUUUUCACAUUGAAUUUUCUUGACAGUCUUGUAAACUUGGAGGAGCUAAUAGUUGAAGAUUGCCCAAAAGUAAGGACCUUAAUAAGUCGCGACUCAUUUGAACCUGGAGAAGGGAGUCUCCUUCCUCGCUUGAAGAAAGUAUCACUUCUUUAUCUUCCUGAAUUAAUUAGCAUUUCAAGUGGAUUGUGUAUUGGGCCAAGUUUAGAAAGAAUAUUAUUUUACGACUGUCCCAAACUCCAGAUUCUUUCAGCUAAGGAAUUUCUGAGCAAAAAUUUAGCGGUCAUCAAAGGAGAAGAGGAGUGGUGGGACGCUCUAAAAUGGGAAGAAUCAGAGUGGGGAAAAGAAGGCUGUCCAGAUUAUUUGCAUCACUUGUUUAUUCCUAUUAAUGAGGAGACUGACAUCGUUGAUCAAUUACUUGAAGUUGAAGAAUCUUCGGUGUCCAACGAAAAGGAGGUUUGGGUUGAGAAUAUUGAUAAGGAGGCUGACAUAUUUUCAACUUCUAAUAAUGAAAAAGAUGGCGAUGAAUCUUCCAGAUCCAAUAACGAGGAGACUUUGAAUCUUGACUCAAACAACACUUUUACUGGAAACAAGGAGGCCGUAAUAAUAGAUUCAUCAGCGGCUGAUGAUGUUCGACCUGGAAAGAAAGAGACUUUGAAAGACGUGCUGAAGUCGGACUUGCAUGAUGACGAAGCAAAGCUGAAGGCCAUGAAGAUGGUAGCUAAGCUUCCAGAGAGUCGGAUUCAAGAUGGACAUGUGUCAUAUCCAUGGGAAAGGAGCAUGCAGGAGUUGGCAGGGAUUCCCAAUUCUGGCAACUUUCUUUCAAUAUUACUGUUGCCAAAAGCUUCAGAUCAGGAGGCUUGCCGUUACAAUGAUCUAGAGGACACUCUAGCCAGGGCAAAUGCAUGGCUUCACGCUGCUCAAAAUUCAGGGAUACCUAUUGUGUUUGUGAGCAUCCAAACCGAAACUCUGCUGACCAAGAUCUCUGGAGAGACAAGGUCAUUAACAGACUUGUCAAACCUUGCAGCAAAUGAAAGUUUUCACCGCUUCAUGGACAUGGGCUUAUUAAGAGCAGUUCGCCUGUGGUAUGCUCCAAUUGGGGGAGAGCUCUCUGUGGAGAUCGAACUGCAAGAGCGUGAUUCAAAGCUCGGCUUUGCCAUUAGCCGUACAGAAGAGGGGUUUAUAUUCAUCUCAUCGGUGACUGAUCAUGAAGAGAACUUGCCCAGUACAAGGUCAGGUCUGUGCAAUCUAUACAAAAUAGCAACAGAGACUUCAAGGCUGCUGGUAGUCUCGAGAGUGUCAAACCAGAAAGUGCUUCCGUGGAUGGUGUCUUCAACAGGGGCCAUUCGGUGUUAUGAUACCGUUUCAAUAGCCCAAAAGCUUUCCUUGCACCGUCACGCCAGAGUUCCCGUUCUGAUGCACGUCUUACUUUGGGACGCAGCAUUGACUUCUUCCGGUGGAGGCACUGAGAACACUCCUCAAGUGACUUCCUCAGUUCAGUUGGGACACAAUCCUCAUGAAAAUCGAAUACUGUCAUUGAUUCCUAAAACAUCUGGUCCAGAUUUAGGUGGUGAAGACUUCAGGGACGGAUCGAUCCACAAGAUUGAGAGACACACAACUAGGAAAUUCCAUGACUUAUCCUUAUUUAUCAUCUGGGUCUGAAGUCUGGUAUUUGUAUCUUGUCUCAUCCCAUUUCUGUUUUCCUAGUUGCUUGUGUUGCUACGUACAGCCUUCAGAAUAUCUUGUUCGCCAGAAAACGAAAACGGAACAAAGCGCUUGGCUUUUGCUUCGUUACAGUAAUGUAACCAUUAGGAUUUCAAAUGGGAGUGGGAGUGCCUACUUGAUCAUAUAUGUAAAAAUAUGGAAGGACAUCAGGACUUAAUUGUAAUAUGGCUCACUUGUCCCUUCCUUCCGUUUCAGAUGCCUAAUCACAAAAGAUUACAGGUCUCGUUUGUUUGCGGGGACAGAUCAAAUGGAACAGAAGAGAAAAAAAUUACAAAGGAGGGAAAAAGAAAGUAUAGUUUGUUGUAUAUAUGUGAGUUUGUGAGACUAUACACACAUAUGUAUAAAUAUUCUUUUGUGUUAUGAAUAUUAAGAAUUACUCCA